AGUGAGCUGGGAAAUUCCGGGGAAGAGGUCUGCUGUUUCUUGAACGUCUUGAACGUUUGGGCAAACCCUCUGUAGUUUAUAAAAAGGACAAUGGAUCCCACUAGUUCUUCACUUUUCACUUUCACUUCACGGCCGCUUGACUCCUCACCUCCCCAUCUCCUCACCUUUCGCUACUUACAUUCACGAUGACCUUCGCACCAAAAGCCUUCAGUCUUUUCCUGGUGGUUUUGCUGGGAGUUUGUAUACAGCUCAACGGAGCUCAGUACAUUCCAGGUGCCAGAUGCAAAUGCCCAGGAACCAUUAUGCACAUCCAGGAAAUCAUUGAUGACUUUGAAAUCAUUGAAAAGACCCAUUACUGCGACACUACUGAAAUCAUUGUUACACUGGCAGAAGAUGGAGCCACAAGGUGCCUGAACCCUGUUGGAAGAAAGGCCAUGUUUUUCAUCAACUGCUGGAACAAAAUAAACAAGGACGACAAUAAAAAGAAGAGGUGUCUUAAGAGAAAAGCAGAGUGAACGUAACGGAGGAGGGGAGAAGGGGCAUGGAAAACCCAACGGCUGGAUUUUCCCUGAAGUCAUGUGACCAAGAAGAAUGUUGGGGGCUGACACUGCACUUGAGAGAGAGGGAGCGAGAGUGAGAGUGAGAGAGAGAGAGUGAGAGAGUGAGAGUAUAAUAAAGGUAAAAGAUCAACUGAAUGUAAAGGUAUAAGAUCAACUGAAUGUAAAUGUAUAAGAUCAACUUAAUGUAAAGGUAUAAGAUCUACUGAAUGUAAAGGUAUAAGAUCAACUUAAUGUAAAGGUAUAAGAUCUACUGAAUGUAAAGGUAUAAGAUCAACUUAAUAUAAAGAUAUACGAUCAACUGAAUGUAAAGGUAUAAGAUCAACUUAAUAUAAAGGUAUACGAUCAACUGAAUGUAAAGGUAUAAGAUCAACUGAAUGUAAAUGUAUAAGAUCAAGUCAAUGUAAAGUGUUACCUAAUAGUCAACUACACAGGUAUAAUAACAACUUGUCAAUGUCAA
Salvelinus fontinalis (brook trout) is the source of this 1017-nucleotide messenger RNA. Its product is annotated as C-X-C motif chemokine 11-like. The transcript has 4 exons. Gene Ontology annotation, molecular function: chemokine activity. Gene Ontology annotation, biological process: immune response. The record is from RefSeq and is a predicted model, not a curated record. Lineage: Eukaryota; Metazoa; Chordata; Actinopteri; Salmoniformes; Salmonidae. Bases 186 to 515 code for a protein of 109 amino acids. Gene Ontology annotation, cellular component: extracellular region.